AUGGAGCGUCAGCCGCAGAGCAGCCACGAUGCCUAUGCCGACAUGGAGGCAGCCGUCGCCGGCCUCCUCAACCUGGGGGUCGACAAGGAGUGGGAAGAAGCGCACGGGGUGAACCGCGCGGAGACCUGGCCUCCCGCAGAGGGGGGAGAGGGGCAGAAGGCCCAGCCCGAACCGGAAGGGCAAGAGGCGGGAGACGAAGGAGAAGGCAAGCAAGGCUGCGAUGUCAGCGUCGGAGCUGCCGGCCCCGCGGACGGCGAAGACCGCGAGGCCGAGGCCGGGGCGGGCGGCGGCGAAGGCGGAGAGCAGGGUGGCGAGGAGCGGCCCCCGCGGGCCGCCGUCGAGGGUCCCGAGGCCGCAGGUGGGCAGCGGCGGAUCCUCCACGCCAGGAUUACGCAGGUGCAGCUGCCACACCCGGAGCGCAUUUUCCGGCAUACUCCGUACCCCGACGCGCGCACGCGAAAGGAGCUUGCAAGAGGCGUGGGAGUGCCUGAAUCCGGAGCCCAGGCUUGGUUUCAGCGUAGAAGGGCCAAGUGGCCGAGACAUCAGAGGCCAGUAAUGUUGAGAGACGUGCCCCCCGUGCCCCCGGUGCCCCCUGUUAUCGUCAGCUUGUGUGAACCCUGCAGUGCCAACCUGCUUCAGCAGCUGGAUUGGGUCUUCGUUUAUCUGGAGUCACUGCCGCUGCCGCUGCCCCUGCUGUCCGGGCUGCCCAUGCCCCACAUGCCACCCAUGCAGCCCAUGCCCCCCAGGCCGCCCAUGCAGCCCAUGGAGCCCAUGGAGCCCAUGGAGACCAUGGAGCCCAUGCAGCCGAGGCCGCCCAUGCCGCCCAUGCAGCCCAUGCCCCCGCCGCCCUGGCCGCCCGUGCCUCCCAUGCCGCCCUGGCCCCCCUGGCCGCCCUUUCCUCCUAUGCCUGUGCCCCCUCCUCCCUGGCUUGUUCCACACUUGCUUCACUGUAGGUGCCCUCAUGUGGCCUGGGAUGGUCCCUUACCAUUGGCGGUCCUUCAGCAGCCCCCGCUUUGUCUUGAGUUGUCUCUGUGA
This is a messenger RNA of Kogia breviceps (pygmy sperm whale), 1035 nucleotides long. RefSeq names its product homeobox protein ESX1-like. Gene Ontology annotation, molecular function: DNA binding. NCBI's taxonomy places the organism in Eukaryota, Metazoa, Chordata, Mammalia, Artiodactyla, Physeteridae. The record is from RefSeq and is a predicted model, not a curated record. Bases 1 to 1035 code for a protein of 344 amino acids. The transcript has 5 exons.